AUGCCUCCUCCACCUCACCAAAAACCAGAGAAUGUCCUGAAGCGUGCGCAGGAGCUCAUGGGUGUCGGCCAGGCGCCCACUGCCCUCAACCUCCUCCACGAACACGUCACAUCCAAGAGAUCUCGCAAUGUCCCCAUCGCCUCUCUGGAGCCUGUCGUCCUCCUCUUGGUCGAGCUCUCCGUCGAGCAGAAGAAGGGAAAGCUGGCCAAGGAUGCCCUGUACUCGUACAAGAAUAUCGCACAGAACACCAACGUCGCCACCAUCGAGCUCGUCUUGAAGAAGUUCAUCGAGUUGGCCGUCGAAAAGGUCUCGGUCGCCCAGCAGAAGGCCGACGAGGUUCAGUCCUCCCUCGACAGCACAACCUCGGCCAGCGUCGACGAUCUCGAGGCCAGCGAGACGCCCGAGUCUAUCCUCUUGGCAACCGUAUCUGCCGAGCAAUCCAAGGACCGUACCGAUCGUGCUAUCAUCACUCCUUGGCUCAAGUUCCUUUGGGAGGCUUACCGAACUGUUCUCGACAUCCUCCGAAACAAUGCCAGACUCGAGAUUCUCUAUCAGAGUACUGCCACCCAGGCGUUCGACUUCUGUCUCAAGCAUGCCCGCAAGACCGAGUUCCGAAGGCUUUGCGAGUUGCUCCGAAACCACGUCCAGACCGCCGCCAAGUACUCAUCCCAAGUUCACGCCAUCAACUUGAACGACCCCGAUACUCUGCAGCGCCACCUGGAGACCCGUUUCCAGCAGCUCAACGUUGCUGUCGAGCUCGAGCUAUGGCAGGAAGCUUUCCGCAGCGUUGAGGAUAUCCACACGCUUCUGAAUCUGAGCAAGCGUCCUCCCAAGAACAUCAUGAUGGCCAACUACUACGAGAAGCUCACCCGAAUCUUCCUCGUCGGCGAGAAUUAUCUCUUCCACGCUGCGGCCUGGUCCAGAUACUACAACCUCCUCCGCCAGUCCGCCGCCAUCGUAGCCAGUGGCCAUGGAAAGAAGUCCGACAACCCUUCCGCUACCGACGCGGAUCUCCAGAAGGCUGCUUCUUUCGUCUUGCUCUCGGCCUUGUCCAUUCCCGUCAUUAGCACCUCGCGAUCUCGUGGUGCCAUGGUGGACUUUGAUGAGCAGCGUAAGAACAAGAACUCGCGUCUUACGCACUUGCUGGGUAUGUCAAGCGCACCCACUCGUUCUGUCUUGUUCAAGGAUGCCCUGUCCAAGUCCCUCCUCCAGCGCGCCCGCCCUGAGAUUCGAGACCUUUUCAACAUCCUCGAGGUUGAUUUCCAUCCUCUUUCUAUCUGCCAGAAGAUUUCCCCUAUCUUGGCCCAGAUUGGCGCCGAUGCAGAGAUGGAGAAGUACAUUGCACCUUUGCAGCAAGUCAUCCUCACUCGUCUCUUCCAGCAGUUGUCUCAGGUGUACGAGACUGUGGACUUGAAGUUCGUUGAGAGCCUUGCUGAGUUCCCUGAGCCUUAUCAAAUCACCCGUGGUACUAUUGAGAAGUUCAUCAUGAACGGCAACAAGAAGGGCGAUUUAUCAAUUCGCAUGGACCACGCAACUGGCGUGCUAAGCUUCGACUCUGAUGUCUUUGCCUCUUCCAGGGCCGUUCAUGCCGGCGCUGCUGCUGGCUCUGCUGAGAGCGAGACUGGCGCUGUCCAACGUCUUCAGAGUACUCCUGCCGAGAUCGUCAGAUCUCAGCUCACUCGUCUGGCCAAAACCCUUAACACCACGUGCUUCUUCAUUGAUCCUACCUACAACGAGGCUCGCAUCAAGGCUCAUGAAGCUGCUCUUGCAAGGGCCAAGGCGAAUGCCGAUGAUGAGCACCGUGUCAUCCUGGCUCGCAAGGAGAUCAUUCAAAAGCGCAAGGAAGAAGCUUCAGAACUUCAUGCCAAGAGAGAAAAGGAGAGAGCCUUACAAAAGCGUCGUCAGGAACAAGCGUUGGCCGAGGCUGAGGAGAAGCGGUUGGCACAGGAGCAGAAGGAUCGUGAAGAGAAGCGUCUCAAGGACGAGCGCGAUCGUGUCCGAAAGGAAGAGCUCAAGAAGCAGAUCGAAGACUUGAAGAUGGGCCCCAACGCCAUCAACAUUGACGUCGAGAAUCUGGACGAUUUCGACUCGAACCGUCUCCGUGCCCUCAAGUUGCAGCAGCUUGAGCGUGAAAAGAACGAUGUUAACGAGAAGCUCCGUGUCACUGGCAAGCGUAUCGAUCAUCUUGAGCGUGCCUUCCGAAAGGAGGAAGCCAAGAAGCUCUCCGAGGACUACCAGCAGCAACGUGAGCGUGACCUUGCCGCUUACGAGAAGGUUAAGACCGAGACUCUUACUGAGUCCAAGGCACAACACAAGGCCAACGUUGAGCUUAAGCACAGACUUGAGCGUCUUGUACCGCAAUACGAGACGUUCACCAAGUCUCUCAAGGAGCGUCGUAGAGACGAGUUCGAGGCACGCCAGCGUGACGCACAAAAGGAGUUCGAACGCCAAGUUGCUGCUCGCAAGAAGGAGUACCGUGAACGCAAGCUGCGCGAGAAGCGUGAACGUGAAGAGCAAGAGCGUGCUUUGCGCGAGGCUGAAGAGCGUGCCGCCAAGGAGAAGGAGGAGAGAGAGAGAUUGGCAGAGCAAAAGCGGGCCGAAUUAACCAAGCUCAAGGAGCAGCGAGAGAAGGAGAGACAAGAGGGCUUGGAGAAGGCUGCCAUGCAGGCUCGCAGAGAAGAAGAAGCCAUGGCAAGGAGGCAAGCAGAGAAGGCCGCUGCCACUGCUGCUCCCCGCCGGGAAGCACCGACCAUGGCCCGCACAGGAUCCGAAGACCGCCGGCCACAACUCAACCUUCCCGGUGCUGGCAAGUGGAGAGAGAAGGAAGCUUCGCGCCCCGCUGCCGACGACAGCGCACCUCCGGCUGAGCGACCUUCGCGCGUUACACCGCCUACAGAGCGUACGGACUCGAACGACCGUCCAUCUGCAGGUGGCCCGCCUCGUCUCAACCUCGUUGGCAAGACUGGUGAGCGACCAUCAUGGAGAGACCGUGAAGUUGCCAAGGGUGCGACCGGUGGUGCCACACCUCCCCCGCGCGCUCCUCUAGGACGUGGCCCGCCUGAGCGUUCUGAGCGUUCUGAGCGCUCUGAGCGCCCAGAGCGUGGCGACACCCCCCCUGCUCGCACCGUUCGUGGACCUCCUGAGCGCAGUGAGGCACCUACCGAGACCCUCAAGGCGUCUGGUGCUCCCGGCAAGUGGGUACCUCGUCACUUGCGUGACAAGCAGUAG
This is a messenger RNA of Truncatella angustata, 3228 nucleotides long. RefSeq names its product eukaryotic translation initiation factor 3 subunit A. Gene Ontology annotation, biological process: formation of cytoplasmic translation initiation complex; translation reinitiation. Gene Ontology annotation, cellular component: multi-eIF complex; eukaryotic translation initiation factor 3 complex, eIF3e; eukaryotic translation initiation factor 3 complex, eIF3m. NCBI's taxonomy places the organism in Eukaryota, Fungi, Ascomycota, Sordariomycetes, Amphisphaeriales, Sporocadaceae. Gene Ontology annotation, molecular function: translation initiation factor activity; mRNA binding. The transcript has 2 exons. The record is from RefSeq and is a predicted model, not a curated record. Bases 1 to 3228 code for a protein of 1075 amino acids.